Messenger RNA from Paramecium pentaurelia, 818 nucleotides. The record is from the annotation of a GenBank genome assembly. NCBI's taxonomy places the organism in Eukaryota, Ciliophora, Oligohymenophorea, Peniculida, Parameciidae.
AUGAACAAAUUAGUAGUAUAACAAGUUAAGAGUAUUUUCAAUAGUCUUCCUAAUAAAGAUUUAGAUAAAUUGCUGAAUUUGUUACUUGCUGCAGGAAUAACAAAAAAUUAAAAAUAAGUUGGUUAUAAAUGUGUUGAAUGUAAUAUUAUGUAUGAAUUAUCAAAUAAAUAAAAAGGUUCAAAGGUAUAAAUGCCAGUGGUUUUGGUAGAGAUGAAAUUGAAGCAAUUCAUAUUUGUUUAAAGAAUUUUAUAGAUUAGAUGUUAGAAGAAGAAGGACAUUUAUCAUUCCUUAGAAAUAUUUUAAGAGAACUAAAAUAACUAGAUUUUUAGGAAUAAGAUAUUGAAUAUUUAUAAUAGAAAAUAGGCAAUAUUUCAAUAAUCUAAAAUAAUCAAAAUUAUUAGACUGUAGAUAGUUUGUUAAAUGGAGAAAAUGAAUAAAUUUUAGGUUAAAUUGUUGAUAAUAAACCUAAAAAAAUUGAAACCCAAUUAGAUAACAGUAAUAAAGAAAACAAUUAAAAUUAAUAUUUGAAAUGUUGUAGUCAUGAAUAAGAAUUGAAAAAAGAGAAAAUGAGAGUUGAACAUUUAGAAUUAAGAAUAAAAUUGAUUUUAGAAGAAAAUAGAAUUUUGAAAUCAAUUCUUAAUGAAAAGAAAGAGAGUGCAAGACAAGAAAGUAAUAGAGAAGGUGAUACUAAAAGAAUUCGUUAAUAAGCUAGAUCAAGUAGUGUAAAAAUGGGUAAAAUUUAGUAAAUAAAUGGAGUGCCUAAAUUAAAUCUAGAUGCACUUCCAACCUAUAUUGGCAAAUAGAAAACAUUAUUUUGA